Triticum turgidum subsp. durum (durum wheat) is the source of this 1032-nucleotide messenger RNA. The record is from the annotation of a GenBank genome assembly. NCBI's taxonomy places the organism in Eukaryota, Viridiplantae, Streptophyta, Magnoliopsida, Poales, Poaceae.
AUGGCCGCACCUUUUCUGCUCGUUCUUCUGCUCGUCGUUUCUGGAGGCGCUGCAGCGGGCGGCGACGGCGAGGCAGGGCUGACCCGGCUCGCGCUCCGAGGCAUCGACGACCCGGGCCGUAGGCACGGGCCCUUCGCGCUGGAGGAGCCGGAGUUCAUGCCCGAGAUCUCCACGCACGACGACGAGGCGGGCGAAGCUCCCCGGCUUGAGUUCCGAGGCAUCGACGACUCAGGCCGUGGGCACGCGUCCGACGCGCCGGACGAGCCGGUGUUCAUGGCCCACCUCGACGACGAGCCGGGCGAAGCGCCCCGGCUCAAGUUCCGGGGCAUCGACGGCUCGGGCCGUGGGCACGCGUCCGACGCGCCGGAGGAGCGGGCGUUCACGGACGUCAUCUCCACGGGCGGCGGCUGCGGCCGCUUCGCCCGCCUCGUCGCCAAGACGGGGAACGCGAGCCAGCUCUUCUGGGAGCGCGUCGCGGGCGGUGGCGGUCUCACCGUAUUCUGCCCCGAAGACAAGGCCCUCUCCGAGUUCGAGCCCAAGUUCCGAGGCCUCGGCGCCGACGACCGGCUCGCCGUCCUGCUGUACCACGGCGCGGCAACCACCUACGGCAGGAAGCUGUUCCAGGCCUUCGACUGGGUGUCGUUGAGCUCGCUGGCCACCGACGCGGCCACCAACAAGAGCCACGCCAUCACGCUCCGCGACGACGGGGACACGGUGUGGUUGUGGCCGUCGUGCGGGAGCCGCGCUUGGGUCAGGGUGACAAAGACGGUGUCCGAAGAGGCCCCCCUCGCCGUGUACGUCGUCGACGCCGUGCUGCUGCCGAGCCACCUGCGACAGAAGCUGGAUGGCGGCGACGAGCCGGCUGCUACGUGCAAGCCGUCCGGCGGCUAUCUCGGCUGGCUGCACUCCUGCAUCCCGGCCUGGACAAUGGUACCCAUCGCCGUGGUGAGCAUCGUGGGCUUUCAUGUCGCGUUUCUUCUUCAGGAUGCACUGAACAGGAAGAACAAGAAGGCCAACUUAUUAGCUGGUUAA